GUCUCUGCUGGACAGGGACAUCUCCGUGUCCCCGGAAUCCGUCCGCCUGCUCGUGAACCGGUCUCUGGCCCUCCUUAACCGGUCCUCCGAUCAGAUGAGGAAGCUGCUGCUGGUGGAAGACAUGUUCGACUCUCUCAAGCUGGCUGCGGUCAUGUGGAUGAUGACGUAUGUCGGAGCAAUCUUCAACGGAGUCUCCAUCCUGAUCCUCGCGGACAUUAUUUUCUUCAGCACUCCGCUCCUCUACCAGAAGAAGAAGACACAGAUUGAUCAGUACACUGCACUGAUCCGGUCCAGAGUGGAGGAGAUGCUACAAAAGGUGCAGGACAGGUUACCUGGUGCUGUGAGAAGAUCCAAAGCUGAGUGACCAGCUGACCCCACACUAUGGUCUGAUUGGUCCGUCUGUAA
Molecule: messenger RNA, 405 nt
Organism: Etheostoma spectabile (orangethroat darter)
Lineage: Eukaryota; Metazoa; Chordata; Actinopteri; Perciformes; Percidae
Product: reticulon-3
Biological process (GO): neuron differentiation; endoplasmic reticulum tubular network formation; brain development
Cellular component (GO): postsynaptic density; neuron projection; endoplasmic reticulum membrane
Source: RefSeq, a predicted model, not a curated record